Linderina pennispora is the source of this 870-nucleotide messenger RNA. RefSeq lists its product as uncharacterized. The coding region runs from base 1 to 870 and encodes 289 amino acids. Gene Ontology annotation, cellular component: nuclear exosome (RNase complex); cytoplasmic exosome (RNase complex). Gene Ontology annotation, biological process: nuclear polyadenylation-dependent mRNA catabolic process; exonucleolytic trimming to generate mature 3'-end of 5.8S rRNA from tricistronic rRNA transcript (SSU-rRNA, 5.8S rRNA, LSU-rRNA); nuclear polyadenylation-dependent rRNA catabolic process. Lineage: Eukaryota; Fungi; Kickxellomycota; Kickxellomycetes; Kickxellales; Kickxellaceae. The record is from RefSeq and is a predicted model, not a curated record. The transcript is spliced from 3 exons.
AUGGCUUCGUUGCUGGUCUCGCCUGCCGAACAGGACUAUAUCACACGCGGCGUGGAGAAGGGCAUCCGCUGCGACGGCCGAUCGAACCUGGACCGGCGCCAAGUGACCCUGCGCACCGACAUGAUCUCGCAGGCCAACGGAAGUGCACGCUGCCGCACAGGCGAUCUAGGGCUGGGCACCGACGUGCUGGUUGGCAUCAAGGCUGAAGUCAACACAUGGCAGCCAGGCGAGCCCGAGGACCAGGGCUCAAUCGUCUGCAGCGUCGAGUGCUCGCCGAGCGCCGCCCAAGAGUUUGAGGGCCGUGGCGCCGAAGACCUGAACGUCGAGCUGACGCAGCUGCUGGACCGAAUUCUGAACGGCCCCCAGAGCGGCAUUGAUCUGCAGAAACUCUGCAUCAUCCCGAAGCAGGCAUACUGGGGCAGCAUUGUCGAUACGCUGAUGUGGGCGACGCGUGCUGCGCUCCUGUCGACAAAGCUGCCGCGUGUCGUAGUUGAGACCAUCUCGGAUGAGAACGGCGAUACGCAGGCAGAAUUUGACGUUGUCGACGACCCCGAAGACGUGGCUCCACUGGAGGGCGCCGAUAACCUGCCCAUCACCGUUACGUUCAACCAGAUUGGAAAGCGCUAUGUUCUGGAUGCGUCGGAGCAGGAGGAGGCGAUUACGCAGGCCAAGAUCACCGUGGCCGUGUCCCCGAAGCGCGAAAUCUGCGCUGUCCAGAAGGGCGGUAUCCUGCAGACUGCCCAGCGCGUGUCGCAGGAGGAGCUGAAGCGGUUUGGACGCGCUGUACGCGGCGGCCAAGGCAGAGGCGGCACGGGGCGGUGCCGAGGCAAACACAGGCUCGACAUUCCUCAACCAGUUUUGAUUAGCUGA